GAUGGGCGAGUUCCAUGAGAAAGAGACCACCUGUGGCACCGUCUGCCUCAAGUACUUGCUCUUCACCUUCAAUUGCUGCUUCUGGCUGGCUGGCCUGGCUGUCAUGGCGGUGGGCAUCUGGACACUGGCCCUCAAGAGCGACUAUAUCAGCCUGCUGUCAUCAGGCACCUACCUGGCCACAGCCUACAUCCUGGUGGUGGCUGGUGUGGUCGUCAUGGUGACGGGCGUCCUGGGCUGCUGUGCCACCUUCAAGGAACGACGGAACUUGCUGCGUCUAUACUUCAUCCUGCUGCUUGUCAUUUUCCUGCUGGAGAUCAUCGCGGGCGUCCUAGCCUAUGUCUACUACCAGCAGCUAAACGCAGAGCUUAAGGAGAACCUGAAGGACACCAUGACAAAGCGAUACCAGCAGCCCAGCCAUGAGGGCGUGACCAGUGCUGUGGAUAAGCUGCAGCAAGAGUUCCACUGCUGUGGCAGCAACAACUCGAAGGACUGGGCAGACAGUGAGUGGAUCCGCUCCGGUGAGGCAGGUGGCCGUGUGGUUCCCGACAGCUGCUGCAAGACAGUGGUGGAAGGCUGUGGCCACCGGGACCAUGCCUCCAACAUCUACAGGGUGGAGGGCGGCUGCAUCACCAAGCUGGAGACCUUCAUCCAGGAACACUUGCGCAUUAUUGGGGCCGUGGGCAUUGGCAUUGCUUGCGUGCAGCUCUUUGGCAUGAUCUUCACCUGCUGCCUGUACAAGAACCUGAAGCUGGAACACUACUGA
Orycteropus afer afer is the source of this 763-nucleotide messenger RNA. RefSeq names its product CD151 molecule (Raph blood group) (gene CD151). The record is from RefSeq and is a predicted model, not a curated record. NCBI's taxonomy places the organism in Eukaryota, Metazoa, Chordata, Mammalia, Tubulidentata, Orycteropodidae. Gene Ontology annotation, cellular component: membrane.